Dendronephthya gigantea is the source of this 2387-nucleotide messenger RNA. RefSeq names its product probable G-protein coupled receptor No18. Gene Ontology annotation, cellular component: membrane. NCBI's taxonomy places the organism in Eukaryota, Metazoa, Cnidaria, Anthozoa, Malacalcyonacea, Nephtheidae. Gene Ontology annotation, biological process: adenylate cyclase-activating adrenergic receptor signaling pathway. The record is from RefSeq and is a predicted model, not a curated record. The transcript has 4 exons. Gene Ontology annotation, molecular function: G protein-coupled receptor activity. The coding region runs from base 837 to 2321 and encodes 494 amino acids.
AACGCUGAGGCGGUACAUAAGUAUAGCAUGACCGAGAAUUUUGGAGUGUUCAUGAAUUAAACAGCAUUUAGAUUCGAGUUGGGCUUGCAACGAUCACAUCUGACUUGUCUUUACACGGGAAAAAACGCGGCGAAAUUGUAUACAUCAUAUUGUACUGGAAUGGUCAUUCGUGCAACGGAGUGAAGAACAAAUAGACCGUUUACGUAACGUGUGUGGUGCUUUUUAGAAAAGAUCACAGAGAAAGACUUGUUUAUCUGCCGUUAGCAUCGAACAGAAUUUUCGUCUACGUCUGGCGUAGUGGCAUCAUACUUCACAGUUGUUGACAGAAGAGACCGCCGCAAAGGAACGAGAGUUGUGUACAUAUAAGGUGCUAUACGGGAAAGAGAAAAACAGACUUUAGAGGAAACAUUGGCGAACCUGUGCUUGGGGAGAAGACACGACGAGAAGGUUGAAAAAUUCUUGGUUGCGUCAAAGUAAACAUUUGAAUAUCUUGGUAUUCCUGGUCGGCAUUCCUCUCAAAGAUUUCACAAUACCUUUUCCUGUUGCUCAAGUGGGAGGACAACUUCAAAGUUAACGACGACUACAAAAAUAACAACAAUCAAAGCCCUGUCUUCAGCAAGUAUACUCCAUUUCUACGAAUAGCGAACAUCAACCUCAAAACAGAGCAACAAGGCAACUUUAUUCGCUUUACUAUACGUGGACUAAACUCGAGCCUACCGCGAGGAGAUACCAGAAUUGACCUACGAACCUUGGGAGAAUUUGACAAUCGGUUUUACAACGUCAACAACUGAACAAUUGCAAAAAUUACUGGCGUGUAAAAGGACCUGACAAAGCACAUGAUGAGGAAUCUGACAUUAUCGACACUAUCCACGGCAGUGUUUAAUAAAACCCUACCAAACCUGACCUGCUCAGAAGAGUUGGAAUCUACGACUGAGGAAGCGAUGCGAUACUUCAUCUCAGUUUGUCUAGCAAUCAUUAUAACUAUCUCCAUUGCGGGAAAUUUGAUGGUAGUAAUCGCAUUCAAAGUGAACAAACACUUGCAAACCGUCUCGAAUUCCUUCAUUCUGAGCCUAGCCGCGAGUGACCUGAUAACAACGAUUUUCGUGAUGCCUUACGACCUACAUAUCAUACUAACGAAGCACGUCUGGGAAUACGGAGAAACAUUGUGCAAAUUUUAUACAACAGUCUACCUCAUCUCGGCACCGGCAUCCACUCUGAACCUGUUGGCAGUCAGUAUAGACCGAUUUCGACUCAUUCGCGACCCGUUCGCAUAUAAGAGACAGACCACGCCCUUUAGGGCAUUACUGGUGGUCAUGUUCAUAUGGGUUUACUCAACGAUUAUCGCCUUGCUUCCACUAAUGGGCUGGCAGGAUUCGACACCCUGGCCAGAUGAUACCAAUCCUAAUUGUACCGUACGCGAUAAUAAAAACACAAAAUGCUACUUCGCUAUCGCCUGGCACUACUCCGUGAUGGUGUCAGUUUUGAACUUUGUUAUUCCGCCUCUGAUAAUGAGCGUUAUAUAUUUCAGAAUUUACCUAAUAGCCAAGGGGCAUAUCGAAAGAAUACAUCGCCUGGAAAGUGCAACUCCGAACGGCAGAGCCUCUUUAACAGGAAUGACGCAUUCAGCAAAUAAUAGUCGCCGAUCGUCGCGGGCUGGUUCGUGCUCGCCUAUUCAAAUAGAAAUGCAUUUCAACGGUUCGAACUAUUUGACAGUUCCGCACGCGAAUGGUAAUUUUCCGCCCGUUGGUGAGAAAGAUGUGCACGCGAAUCAUAAAAAUGGACACGAACACAGAAACUCCCUGCUCGCGAGUACGGAUUUUAAGCACGCGCGAGUACAAGAUGAACACGCAAAAGCGGCAACGGAACACGCUAAAAUGGAUACUGAACACGAGGAAAUAGCUUUAAUGCACGAAAGAAAGAAUUCCACCAACGGGCAAAUAGUAACUGCGCACGAAAGAAAGAACUCCACGAUGGGAACCACGGAACAAGUUCACGUUACCCGCAGAAACAAUAAUGGAAAACGCAAAUCACGCUUGUUCUCAAUAAACGGCACCUCGAUGCUACGAAAAAACUUAAAGGCAGCGAAAUCGCUCGCCAUUAUCGUUGGCGCGUUUUUCCUAUGCUGGUAUCCACACACAAUCGUUAGCAUGGUAGUAAAUUCUUGCAUCAGAUUAGAAUUACCCUGCACGUUGCCACCGGUGUACGUUGAGAAUCUGCUGCUUAUAAUUGGAUUCGUGAACAGCAUGAUAAAUCCUUUUCUUUAUGGGUUACAUAAUAAAGAGUUCAAGAAAACGUACAAACGAAUUUUACGAUGGAAAUGAGAAACACUAUAUGGGGUAUAAAUGCUAUGAAUUAUAACCGAUUUCCGACAAGAGGUGUAUAACUUA